CGGCCCGAGUGGCGGCGGCGGCUGCGGCGGCGGCAGCGUCCGAGUGGCGGGAUGGCGGGCGCCGUGAGCGAGGCGCGCUUCGCGGGGCUGUCGCUGAUGCAGCUGCACGAGCUGCUGGAGGACGAUGCGCAGCUCGGUGACAUGGUGCGGGGGAUGGAAGAGACGCAGACUGUUCAGCUUAACAAAGAGAUGACCCUGGCUAGCAACCGGAGCCUGGCAGAGGGAAACCUUUUGUACCAGCCCCAACUGGAUGCUCAGAAAGCUCGCCUGACCCAAAAAUACCAGGAACUCCAGGUUCUCUUUGAGGCUUAUCAGAUAAAGAAGACCAAACUAGAUAAACAGUCUAACAACGCUUCCUUGGAGACUCUGUUAGCGCUUCUUCAAGCAGAAGGGGCCAAGAUUGAGGAGGACACUGAGAACAUGGCAGAGAAGUUUCUGGAUGGAGAGCUUCCUCUAGAUUCCUUUAUUGAUGUCUACCAGAGCAAGCGGAAGCUGGCGCACAUGCGCCGUGUGAAAGUGGAGAAGCUCCAGGAGCUGGUGCUUAAGGGACAGAGACUCCCGCAGGCCGGGGCCCCGCCACCACCCAGGGUGCCCGAGCCAUCAACUGCCACCGCCCUUCCCUACCCCUCUCUGGAGGCCACUGGGCUCCCUUCUGUCGUGCCUCGGCGUAUCCCCCCCCCUCCACCCCCGGUGCCUGCAGGACACAUAGCCACCCCCUUCGCUGCUGCCAUGGGCUCGGGACAGGUUUCUGCAUACCCAGGAUUACAGUGCCCACCCCUGCCUCCCAGAGUGGGCCUCCCCUCUCAGCAAGGAUUCUCCACACAGUUGGUGUCACCGUACCCACCAGCCCUGCCCCAGAGACCCCCUCCACGGAUGGCUCCACACCAGCCAGGCUUCAUCCUGCAGUGAGCUCGGGUGCCUGCUCUUCCUGCAAGACAUCCUCUGCCUGCCGUGCCGAGCUCUGCAAACAGAGGCUGUACGGAUCAGCAUCUGGGCCAAGGGCUUGGGUGCCCUGGGUCAGUGCGCCCACCUGAUUUUAGAACUGUAGGUCCGUGGUAAGUAUGAGAGAGCAGGCUUUGUGCACCAAGGGAGCUCUGUUUGUGCCAGGCCAGUCUGCAUCACCUUGGUCUGUGCUGGGUGUGAUUUCCGAGUGUCUCGUGCUGAUGGACUUGUGCGUUUGGAAAGAUUACCCCCCCUCCAGGUUAGAAUCCUGGCCCUCCUGUUGCAGCUUUAUUUAAUAAGCAUGAUUAAUUAUGUUUUAUUUUCGAGUCUUGGCCCACCAGCUGCCAUGGCGCUAGUAAAGACUGGUCUCGGCUGGCCAGCCUGGAAUGUGUGCCCACAGCCAGGCCCUGCUGGGCAGCUGUGCUGUUCACCGAGUCUGUGCAAGGCAGGCCAGCCCAGUAACCGCCCGCUCCUGCCAUGCUGGGUGCUCUCAUGGUUCAAAGCCACACAGAGUUUGCACUUGGCUGCUGUGAGGUGUGCAGAGGCCAGGCGAACUGCGGCCCAGGGUGCGAGGCCAGUGUGAGCCCGACUCUGCACAGUCCAGCCCUCAGCCCUCCCCACACACCUCAAGCCGCGUCACGGUUUCUGUGAAGAAAAAAAAAAAGAUACUCAAUGUUUUUGCUACACUUGUAAUUUUCCUGUUUUAUAUUUCGAAAGAAAACUUUUUUGACACUCUCAAGACCAUUCAGGGAAACUUUUUUUAAAAUGCAGAUACUGUUUUGAGCUGGUUAAAAAUGCAGAUUUAUUGAGUGCCGCUUCCUGUCGGGCAAGCAGUGCACGGUCACAUCUGCCAGUGCCCGUGCUGUGCCUUAGCUUCACUGGUGCCAGGACUCGGAGCCCGAGGCAUGCCAGCCGCAGCUGCCCUAUGGAGCCGAAGACCAGCUAGGUAGGGCCUGGCGGGCCUCGUCACUUUGUGAUGGGUCAGGAGUGAUCCAUCUUCCUCCACCCGGGAUAAUCUCAGGAGCUGCUGCGCUGCAGGUGCUGGCGGAGGCAUGGGAGGGGUUUGGGGAAAGCCCGCCCCACAGGGUUGGCGGUGGCAGCUCCCUCCUCUCUGGGAUGUCAUCUGCAGGUGCCACAUGUGCAGAGUUCCCAGGGCCCGGCUGGGGAGGGGCAGCCCCACACUGUUCCCAGAAGAGGGCUGUGUGCCUGUUGGUAGAACCCAGAACUCCACCUUCACCCUGCCAGCUGGCUACAGCCCAAGGUAACACAGUCAAGGCAGUGCCAAUUAGUGAGCCUGCCCAGCUGGGCCACUGGCAGGGCCAUCAGCCUUUGUCCCCAAGUUGGACUAUUUUCCUCUCCAUGGAUUUGGACUCUGUACCUUACUGGAACCACUCUGUAAAGAGACAAAGCUGUAUAUGCCACUUCAGUACCUCUGCCACCAGCUGGCACCAGGAACGCCCACUGCCCAGUCUCGGGCUGCAGCCACAUGGGAGCUCCGGGUGGAUGUAGUAAAGGGGCCGCCAGGCUGACCUUGCCAGGCCAUAGCUGGCACUGGGGCUGUAAAGCUGUAGAACUCUUAAUAAAUUGAGAAUUAUUAAUUUCA
This is a messenger RNA of Mus caroli (Ryukyu mouse), 2545 nucleotides long. It is a transcript of the gene Vps37b, whose product is annotated as VPS37B subunit of ESCRT-I. Gene Ontology annotation, biological process: ubiquitin-dependent protein catabolic process via the multivesicular body sorting pathway; protein targeting to vacuole; protein targeting to membrane. Gene Ontology annotation, cellular component: ESCRT I complex. The record is from RefSeq and is a predicted model, not a curated record. NCBI's taxonomy places the organism in Eukaryota, Metazoa, Chordata, Mammalia, Rodentia, Muridae.